CGAGCGAGCGUACGCAUCUGAUGAUUCUUUAGACUGGGCUUGGGUGGUUGGUGGGAAGGGUGGGCUGUGGGGGGAGCAUGGCAACGGGUUGACUGACUGAUGAUGACUGAUGGAUCUCUUUGUUUUUUUUUGGCAUUUGCGUUUUGUUUUUUGGUUUUUUUUGGUUUUGUUUUUUGGCAUCUUCUGUUUUGCUGCUGCUUUGCUUUCUCUAAUGAGCUCUGGGCGGUGGGUGGGAUCGGGGGGGCUUCUUCCCCCGUUCUGCUUGUCGCUUGCUCACCCUUACCGGCAUGUUCAUGUUCUCCUAACGACACUGAUGACCUACAAAAGAAUAAGAUGCUUUUGGUUUUUUGAAUUGGAUUGUUUUGUGCCGGGGGGUGGUGGGAUGUGGGAUGUGUACGUGGAGGAGGGGAUGGAUGGAUGUAUCUUCUGGUUUUGUUUUGUUUUGUUCUUUUUUGGUUACUUAGACUCUUGUACUGCGAGGCACAUAUCUUGUCUGGGGUGUAGCUUAGCUAGGCAUGUAGUUAUGAUGAUUACGAUUAGACCGUUGCUGUUUGUUACGUUGCGAAAUAUGGGACUUGCUUGCGUUCGGAUUGGGGAUAGCUUGCGUCCCCUAGCUGUGGUGUUUUGGAUCACUUAUCACGUCAAUAGUUUCUAGCUCGACUAGUUGCUUAGUUCUUCCUUGAUGACUCGUAUCUUUGUGUACUCUAGUAAUCCAGAUGGCUCGAGAUGCUUGCCACUUGUUUUGGACA
This is a messenger RNA of Chaetomium fimeti, 749 nucleotides long. RefSeq lists its product as uncharacterized. The record is from RefSeq and is a predicted model, not a curated record. The transcript has a single exon. Lineage: Eukaryota; Fungi; Ascomycota; Sordariomycetes; Sordariales; Chaetomiaceae. Bases 110 to 655 code for a protein of 181 amino acids.